Galendromus occidentalis (western predatory mite) is the source of this 1091-nucleotide messenger RNA. RefSeq lists its product as uncharacterized. Lineage: Eukaryota; Metazoa; Arthropoda; Arachnida; Mesostigmata; Phytoseiidae. The record is from RefSeq and is a predicted model, not a curated record. The coding region runs from base 1 to 528 and encodes 175 amino acids. The transcript is spliced from 4 exons.
AUGGCGUCGCCGUCAAACUCGAACGGUAUUAGGUUCGUCCCCGAGAACCAAGCGAAAGAGCCCCAAUCUUUCAAGUUCAGAUUCUCCUACGACUACAUCCAAUCGAAAUGGGGUAUAUAUACGAUUGUACAAAUGUUGAGCAGCUUCAUCACUUUUGUGGUGGCGGCAUCCUCCAGAACGCACAAAUACGAAGUAACGGAUCUCGUGAUUUACGUGGCACCGAAGGCUACCUUUCUUUUUGCUCUCAUGAACUCUUUCUGCUUCUUCUACGUGGACUUCCUCAUGAUUCUCGCAGCGACACUCUCGGAAUUCGACGCUUCGUCCGUGCAGCAAUCGUCAUUUUACAUGCUCGCGACGUUCUCGACUGCCGUCUUCAAUAUGAGUGCUUCGAUCGCCAUAUUCACUACUUACCCGGAGACUGUUCUCAAUUUGGUCAUAGCGAGUGCGGCACUCACAACUGGCUUGAUUUACGCAAUCCGGUGUCUAAUGAUCUCGCUGAAGCUCAUCCGCCUCCAUCGGAUCGGCUGAUCUCGCUCCGCGCAGGGACAUGGAGCAUCUGAAAACAUAUGAGUCUCUCGGAUGAUUCGGGAACACGAGAUUCCUUCUUGAUGAAUUCCGAAGAUUGCGCAUGAUCAUGCAUUGAAGCGAGCGAUCCGCCGAAAAACGAUGCGAUUCUGGAAUCGGAGACAGUUUUCGUAGAAGAAUACCCUCUCGACAUCUCACGCCCCGUCCUGUCGCGAACAGAAUCAGCUCCUCUCAAUUGAGGCAGAAAAUGUGAACUGCCGAAAAGCAAGACGAGUGGUAUCCAAAAACCGCCAUCCUUCGAAGAAUCCUCCGCACGUUCUUCCGCCGACCCGGGUUUCUCCAACAGAAUGGACCAGGGGAGACCUUCGAAGCAUGAGUGGAUGUCUGAGCCCCAUCUGACUGAUGAGGUACAAGGAUGUUGUAUUCGAUUCGGCGCCUUGGCUCACGGAAGACCGUCGGGAUUCACGUCGGAGCGAUCACGGUAUCAACCCAUUGAUCGGGGCGGUGAUCGAGCAAUCGCGUAGAGAUUCCUGCCUUGAGCUAGACCGAAAUAGAAUGAACACUUU